GUUGUCAGCUUGGAGAGUUAGGCGUUAGAAGCCGUAGUGCUUUUCCGUCCCCAUACACAUACAAAAAUACAUUUAAUAUGCAGUAAUGUAUAUAUAAAUGUCUUCAAGAAUAGUGGCUGUAAAAAUAAGUCGUUUAUUUUAAGUAUAAUCCAAGUGCUUUGGGGUUCUUUAACAGCGGAAGGAUAUUAGCGCCGUUUUAACGUGCGAUCUCAUAUCUUAUGUACUGUAAUCAAGAAUGGAGGUUACUGAAGCCAUGGACAGCAGAAGACCUCUGGCAGCCCUGUCUCCCUCAUGGCUGAACACUGAAGCUGGAGAGGUGGAUUUCUCCAAACUUACUCCUUCACAGUUUGGCAUAUCAACAGACAGCUUCUUACCAUCCUCCAAGAUUAAAGAUAAAUCCAGAGUUGCUCAACUGAAGGGCAGGAGGAGAUCCACGAUUGGGGUUCGGGGAUCUCCGGAAACGAACUCCCUCAUCUGCUUCAGGGCCAGACAAGCUGUGAAAACACCUCCACGAACACCACAGCUUUUCCAGGGGAGUCCAUUUCUUUCAUGCUGUGACUCUCUGAAGAAGAAGAUGGCUGCUUUCCAAUGUCUGAUGGAUGAAGAUGAAGAGAAGGAUGGACAGAAAAAAAAUGAGAGUGAGAGUGCUAAAAGCAUUUUGGCUAAAGAUUCUAAGAACGGAAAUGAGAACACACUGACUAAGCAAAGCCCACCCACUUUGAUGAUGCCUCCACCCUCUAAGAAACGCUGCUGGGCCCCACAGGGGGAGUGUGAGAACAAGAAAACUGAAACUCUACUCCCCUACCCCAUCUUCACGACACAACAGGAGCAAGGGGUGAAAUGCUUUGAGUCUCAAAGCCAGAGGCCUCAUUCAGACUUGGAUUCGGAUGCAAAGAAUGAGCUUCUGUCUUUACCCAUGCUGUCAAAACCAGAAAUUAAACUAGCAGAUGAGAAUGUGGUCUCUUCUGUACGCAAGAAGCGUGUUCGUUUUGGGGCCCCGCUCUCUCCAGAGUUCUUUGACAAAACUCUCCCUCCCAGUACCCCACUACAGAAAGGAGGCACUCCAAAGUGUCCUCCAUCAUCCACGGGUCCUAAACUCUCACUGCUGAAGACCCCUCAACUGUCUGAUCCUCUUCCCCAACCUGACUUCAAUAGUCCUCAAAGCAAUGGAGCCUCACCUGUCCUGGUUAUUGACAGAUGCAAUGCUGGACUGGUGUACAGUGAUGAAGUAUUUGAAGAGAUCGAGAAGAUCAGUUUUCCCAAUAUGGAGGACCAGUCUCCUUCAUACAGACAUUCUGAGGACUGCAAAGAUGUACUUUGUGCUGAGGAUCCAGGGCAGCCCCAGGCUGAAGACACUGAAGUUAUGAACGUUGCUUUUCAAGAGGAUGUACAAUCAGAUUCACAGACAAAGGAAAAACUACCAUGUCCCAGUGGUGAUCAGCCACUGGCUUUCUCCGCAGUAAAGGUUGACCAGGAGUUUUCUGUUAGCUCUGAACAGACACUUUCAUCCAAACCCAGCACUGAAUUAUCUCACUCUCGCAGUAGGAAAAGAAAGCAACCAGGGGAGAAUGAGCCUGAGAAGAGGAGAAGCUCACGUACAGCAGCAGCUUCCGCUUCAGGAAAGAUGAAGAACACAGAAGUAAAAAGACGGUUUGGCAAUAAGGAGGUGGAUCGUUCUCUGUAUGGGAAAAGAGACUAUGCCUCAAAAAACCCUCUUCUCAGCCCCAUAUUUGAGACCAUGUCUACCAGUCUCAACAGCACACCAACACCGGCCAAAUCAGGAAAACAAAUAGAUGGAGAGCAAGAUUGCAUUGAGACUCUGAACGUUCCCCAUAGCAAGACAGUUGGUCCCAUGGUAAGUCUGGAUACUGCCUGUACAUGGACCAAUGAAAACGGGCAGACGUCAAGCUCCAAUGUGUCAGACACCACUGACAAUCAAUCAGAUAUGGAUGUGACUUGUCUGGAGCCCUCAGUCAGUGCUCGGGUUCCUGCAGAAAGAGGAAGCUCAGGGUCAAAGACUUCCAAAGCCAAUCGUGACUCUGGGAGGCCUGUGCACCGACGUCGUAGCUCAGGUGCAGCCAAAAGAAAGAAGCUUGGAAGUCCAGCUAUUAGCUCCACUACUGAAUCAGGCAGUGAAACUAGGAAACAAGAUACCGAGAGCCAAAACCCAACUGAAUCUGCAGGUUUGAACCCAGUGUACCAAGACAGUCCUGACAGACCUGUGCGUGAUGUGGCUGAGUGUUCUGAGAACAAAGAAAUUGAGGCUUUAAUAAGCUGUGUGGUACCACAUGAAGAAUCUAUGAACACUGAGGGCUUAGAGCAGAAGACACCAAGUAAUAAAAUAGGUGGACCGGUCCAAAAGGCACUGAAAAGUCCUCCUGGAAAGCUUAAUGUUGAGGUAGAGCAAGUAGUUGAGAGUGGUCAGUCUGAGCGAUUUACUGAUGACACGUCAGAGAACAACGCUGGACCUACAGAGCCUAGUUUGGCACCGUGGCAGCAGGCUGACUUCAACAUCGACGACAUCCUGAAACCUGUGGCAAAGAGUCGAGGUUCUGUGCGACGCAGCCUGAGGAACCGGAGGAGCGUGGACCUUCAAGCUGCGGGCCUGGCCUGGGUGGACCACACCUCUCCGGAGCUGAGUAAAGCGAGUCGGAGGAGGACUCGCGGCAGACUCAGUGGAGUGUCUGAACCAUUCAUCUCUCAGGCCUCUGUGGAACUAACACCAAACCCGGGAGAGUAACUGACCUCAAUCAGAAGUGUCAGUUAGCAGUUCAAUUACUGUCAAGUGAACAAAAUACUAUUCCUUCCUCUUAUCUAAUGUUUUACAUUUCUUCUUUUUUAUGCUAUUUUAGUGUUUGUGGAUGAAACCUGCUCUUGUUAAGAAGAUUACAUUAUUGUUAGAUUACUUCUACUCAUUAAAUCUUCUAUUGGGUGAAUGAAUUGAUGUUUGAAGGUGAUUUUCCUGUGGUAAUCUCAUAUUCUUUUGCAUAAAUGGCAAUCCCAGUUUGCAUGGACA
Carassius carassius (crucian carp) is the source of this 3016-nucleotide messenger RNA. It is a transcript of the gene cdca2, whose product is annotated as cell division cycle associated 2. The record is from RefSeq and is a predicted model, not a curated record. Gene Ontology annotation, biological process: regulation of chromosome segregation; regulation of mitotic nuclear division. The transcript is spliced from 13 exons. Gene Ontology annotation, cellular component: chromosome; nucleus. NCBI's taxonomy places the organism in Eukaryota, Metazoa, Chordata, Actinopteri, Cypriniformes, Cyprinidae. The coding region runs from base 236 to 2740 and encodes 834 amino acids.